Exophiala oligosperma is the source of this 2122-nucleotide messenger RNA. RefSeq lists its product as uncharacterized. The transcript has 3 exons. Gene Ontology annotation, molecular function: DNA-binding transcription factor activity, RNA polymerase II-specific; transcription cis-regulatory region binding. Gene Ontology annotation, biological process: regulation of DNA-templated transcription. The coding region runs from base 78 to 1697 and encodes 539 amino acids. The record is from RefSeq and is a predicted model, not a curated record. Gene Ontology annotation, cellular component: nucleus. NCBI's taxonomy places the organism in Eukaryota, Fungi, Ascomycota, Eurotiomycetes, Chaetothyriales, Herpotrichiellaceae.
UCCGCCAUUUCAGUCUCUGCACCUCAGACGCCUCUUGCACGCUCUUCGUCGCGAUCAUCCUCCCAAACAUUGUGACGAUGGGCGAGCAUUCAAAUGCUGCGACAAGCACUCCUCACCGUGCUGACUCUCAACCUCAGUACGCGUUCGAAGUCGACCAUCCGCCUAUUAUGUCGUCUUCAGCACCCUCUUCCGCGUCCAAAUCUGGGACCAAGGCCAGAAGAAAGAGAACUAGUCCCCAAGAUCAUGCCAUUCUCGAAACUGCCUAUCAGAAAAACUCGAAACCUGACAAGGCCGAACGAGUUCAUAUCGUGAGCCAGGUCAACAUGAGCGAGAAGGAAGUCCAGAUCUGGUUUCAAAAUCGUCGACAGAAUGAUCGUCGGAGAUCAAAACCACUGCAACCUCACGAGCUCGUGGCUCAUCUUCACACUCGUACUGCUAGUCCCAUUCCUCUGCAGGUCAUCCCCCCUGCGGUGAGAGACCUAUCACCUUCCUCCCUCGGUCGAACAAACCUUUCACUUGCGCCUCCAGACAGCAUACCACGGCCUGCAUCCCGCGCGUCGAGUAUCCAUGACCUUCUCAAUCCCGCGUCUUCAGCUCGUAGCGACAGCAGCCGGGACGAGGCCCCACUGGGCAGCCAAGAGACUACAGGACGCUCUACACCCCCAUCGAGCUUUGAACAGCCGGUCAAUGUCUCUGCUGACGCUGCGCAGAACACCCCCGUUGAGCUUCGAGUUUCGAAAGAGGAUGACAAAGUAGAACAGCCUAGCAGCGAGCCUGGCAGUGGACGAAAGAGGGAUCACGCUGAAAUGACUGGAACAGACACCUCAGCACCAGGAGAAAACGCACAAGAACAGAAAGUACCACCACGAACUAAAGAGCCCUUGUCGAGAUCAUCCAGCAUGGUGCGUUUGGCCAUGACUGUCGAUGGAGCAGUGAAAGUACGAACGAAUGAUGAACCUACUCCUUCUCCGGAGAAGCCACGCAUCGCGGCGCCGGUCAGUCAGAACAAGCCCAAGACUGGACUUAUGCGCAGCAAGAGUGCAAUGAGCACCAUAGACAUCUUUCAGGACUCCACGCAAGGCGCACAGUCGAAAGUCAGAGAACCAGGAUUCGGUCGAUCGCGUGAUGCCCGGACCUGGGCUUUCUAUUGCGACAGUACUGCCAAAGAUGCUUUGUCGGCGCAAGCUGAAGCUGAAACUGCUGGGUCUGCCAUUAGCGCCAUCAACCUAAUGCGAACAAAUAGUCUCAAGUCACGAUCCCAAGCGCUUAGCCCGUCUGUUUCCAAGACCAACACUCGGAUGGGCGUGGCUCGAAAGGAUGGUAAACCGAAACUUGUCCGUGCUCAGUCCUCCUUGGGUCGUCUGCAAAGUCUAGCUGGCGACGCAGACCCGACCCUGCUGAAGAAACCUAGGAUUGAUGGUCAUGUGCGAUCACCCCCUGGUGACUCGGACAAGGAAAACUGGGCCCCAGGAACUCAGCUGUCUGAACAUCCUCUUCGACGAACACAACCAAGCGGCCGUCAACGACCGAUCCUCCAAGAAAACGAAGAAAUCACGUUCCCUGAUGCAGCCUCUUCCCGAAAGCGACGCGAAGCAGAGGUCAACAGUGGUCAGUCUCCAAUCAAAGAGAAGGCCAAAGGUGAUGAUCUUGAUUGUGUCAAGAGCCUGCUGUCGUUGAGUCAAGGUGCCUGGAGAUAGCUGCAGCGAGUGCAAAGCCCGUGGGUUUCUUACCCCUCUCACGAUUAUUGAGUCGGGCACCACCGAGCUGGACCUCUGGGCUAGAUCUUAUUCUCGGCCUCAACGACGCACUUCAAUCCACCUCGAAAGAACAUAAGAUUGAUAUGUGAUGGUGAGCCGAAGUGCAUCAGCAUAGAAUACGCACGAAGGAAAUUUGUUUGAAUACUAUGAUAAUGAGGCGCUCUCAUCUUUCGAUUGCGGGGCGAAGAGCGAGGGCCUGAUUGUUCCCGGAAUUUAGGUUGCCUGGAUGCUGUUCACUGUUCUCAGUCAGUGCAAGAAGAGAAAGAUACCGAAGGGAAAUGCGACAUUGAUACUGUAUUUUAUGCGAGAAGAUAACAAACCAUGCUGUUAUUUGAAUUGACCGAUGGACAAUAGCUACAUUCCAC